This is a messenger RNA of Effrenium voratum, 2430 nucleotides long. Lineage: Eukaryota; Dinophyceae; Suessiales; Symbiodiniaceae. The record is from the annotation of a GenBank genome assembly.
AUGAGCGACGCAGAAAUCCGCGCCACCGAUCCGGACAGCACCGCUGUCUAUCCCGUUCUGCCCCUGCGCGACAUUGUCGUCUUUCCCCAUAUGAUCGUUCCGCUCUUCGUUGGCCGCGAGAAAUCGAUCAAGGCGCUGGAAGAGGUGAUGACGACCGACAAGCACAUUCUUCUGGCAACGCAGAUGAAUGCGGCGGAUGACGAUCCCAAUCCCGAUCAAAUCUACAAUGUCGGCACGCUCGCUACCGUGCUUCAGCUGUUGAAGUUGCCGGACAACACCGUGAAGGUGUUGGUGGAAGGCGGCGCGCGCGCGCAGAUCGGCGAGUAUUCGGACAGGUCCGACUAUUUCGAAGCCUCCGCAACGGUGCUGCCUGAGCGUGAUGGCGAGAAUAUCGAAGUCGAAGCGCUGGCGCGCUCCGUCGUUUCCGAAUUCGAGAACUACGUGAAACUGAACAAGAAGGUUUCGCCGGAAGUUCUCGGCGCAGUCAAUCAGAUUGACGACUAUUCCAAGCUUGGAGACACGAUCGCAUCGCACCUGGCAAUCAAGAUCCCGGAAAAGCAGGAGAUUCUUGGCGUCGUUUCCGUUGCUGAGCGGCUCGAGCGGGUUCUUGGCAUGAUGGAGAGUGAAAUCUCCGUCCUGCAGGUUGAAAAGCGUAUCCGGUCGCGCGUCAAGCGUCAGAUGGAGAAGACCCAGCGCGAGUACUAUCUGAACGAGCAGAUGAAAGCCAUUCAGAAAGAGCUCGGUGACAGCGAGGACGGGCGUGACGAAGUCGCCGAACUUGAAGAAAAGAUCAAGAAAACCAAGCUGACCAAGGAAGCACGUGAGCGUGCAGCGGCCGAGAUCAAGAAACUCAAACAGAUGAGCCCGAUGUCCGCGGAAGCGACCGUUGUUCGCAACUAUCUGGAUUGGUUGAUCGGCAUUCCGUGGAACAAGAAGUCCAAGGUCAAGCACGACCUUGCGCUUGCCGAAAAGGUUCUCGACACGGAUCACUACGGUCUCGACAAGGUCAAGGAGCGCAUUGUCGAGUAUCUAGCCGUUCAAAGCCGCGCCAACAAAUUGCGCGGACCGAUUCUUUGUCUUGUCGGGCCCCCGGGCGUUGGCAAGACAUCUCUCGGCAAGUCCAUUGCCAAUGCGACAGGACGUGAAUUUGUUCGCAUGUCACUUGGUGGUGUCCGUGAUGAAGCCGAGAUCCGCGGUCACAGGCGCACCUAUAUCGGUUCGAUGCCCGGCAAGGUCAUCCAGUCGAUGAAGAAGGCGAAGAAAUCCAAUCCGCUGUUCCUGCUCGACGAGAUUGACAAGAUGGGCAUGGAUUUCCGUGGCGAUCCGUCCUCGGCACUUCUCGAGGUGCUUGAUCCUGAACAGAACUCUUCUUUCAUGGAUCAUUAUCUGGAGGUCGAAUACGACCUUUCCGAUGUCAUGUUCGUCACAACGGCCAAUACGCUGAAUAUCCCGGGUCCCCUGAUGGACCGUAUGGAGAUCAUCCGGAUCGCCGGCUACACCGAAGAGGAAAAGGUGGAGAUCUGCCGCCGUCACCUCAUCCCGAAAGCGGAAAAGGAUCACGGCCUGCGGGAAGGCGAGUUCAAGAUUGAAGACGACGCACUCCAGUUUGUCGUUCGCCGUUAUACUCGCGAAGCCGGUGUUCGUAACCUUGAACGCGAAAUGGCGACCCUGGCCCGGAAGUCGGUCAAGGAAAUCCUGAUGAGCGAUAAGGAAAGCAUCACGGUAACCCCGGAGGUGGUCGAGGACUAUCUGGGCGUGCCACGUUAUCGCUACGGCGAAGUCGAGUUGGAAGACCAGGUCGGCGUGGUGACCGGGCUUGCGUGGACAGAGGUCGGCGGCGAAUUGCUGACGAUUGAAGGCGUGAUGAUGCCGGGCAAGGGCAAAAUGACCGUGACCGGCAACUUGAAAGACGUGAUGAAGGAGUCGAUUUCAGCUGCCGCAUCCUACGUCCGCUCGCGUGCGGUCGAUUAUGGGAUCGAGCCGCCGAAAUUCGACAAGACCGACAUCCACGUGCAUGUACCGGAAGGCGCAACACCAAAGGACGGUCCAUCGGCCGGCAUCGCAAUGGCAACGGCGGUUAUCUCGACCAUGACCGGUAUUCCCGUUCGCAGGGAUGUGGCCAUGACCGGUGAAAUCACGCUACGGGGCCGCGUUCUGCCGAUUGGCGGCCUGAAGGAAAAAUUGCUGGCUGCGCUGCGUGGUGGCAUCAAGCUGGUGAUGAUUCCGGAAGACAACGCCAAGGACCUUGCCGAGAUUCCGGACUCGGUCAAAAACUCGCUCGAGAUCAUCCCGGUUUCGGGUGUGGAAGAGGUGCUGAAAAACGCGCUUGUGCGUCAACCGGUGCCGAUCGAGUGGGAUGAAAAUGCUGCUGAAGCUGCCGCAAAAGCAGCUGAGUCGGACAAAGACAAGACCGGUGUUUUGGCCCACUAA